AUGACGGCGGCCACGGUCGUCUGCGCCGAAUUGCUGCACGCGAUUGGCAGCGAUACUAACCCGAUGUUCGAGAUGGACGCGAGUUGGCAUUUGGUGCUGGGCGGAUAUGCCUUUGGCUGCGUCUAUAUGGCGACGGACCCGGUGUCGGCGUCGAUGACCCCGACCGGGCGGUGGGCGUAUGGGGCGCUCAUAGGCUUUAUGACCGUGCUGAUUCGCGUGAUCAACCCGGCCUUCCCCGAGGGCGUAAUGCUGGCCAUUCUCUUUGGCAAUGUCUUCGCACCCGUGAUUGACCACGUGGCAAUGCAAGCCAACAUCAAGCGCAGGCUGGCCCGCACCGCUGUCAGCUCUUAG
Molecule: messenger RNA, 351 nt
Organism: Geodia barretti
Lineage: Eukaryota; Metazoa; Porifera; Demospongiae; Tetractinellida; Geodiidae
Source: the annotation of a GenBank genome assembly